UUUAGACUUGUAGUUUUAUCUACGCUACAGUUGGCGGCGCUGAGCAGCUUAGCUCGUGUUUGCACUCUGUGAACGAGAGAAGAAGAAACAGGGACAAACAUGGCGGCGUACAUGAGAGGCGUGAUAUGUCUUCUUUCCACGGAGAGAAAUGCCUUCAUGUCGAGGGGAAGCGGCGUUAUAGUGGAAUCGAAGCGGUAUGUACGCGGACUGAGGAGGAAACCUGUCAGAGUCUUGUUCCCUGAAGAUGAGACGGUUGACGUUGACGUAAAGGAGUCAACGCGUCAGUCUCAGCCGGCGGGGCUGAACGUCAAGAGGGAGAGGGAGGUAAAAGUCACCGCUGCACCCAGCAGGCACCAGGAGGAGAGUGACUUUGUGAAGGCGAGGAGUAACGUGCAGUCAGCUGUUAAGGAUGCUCAUGUGACUGGGACAAAGGAUCAAGUGGACGGACUGCGCAUCGAGAGGGCUUUUCCUGGAGACAAAAGACUGGCGAGGUUAGUCAGCGUUGCCCGUUCGAGGACGUUCCGGGAGCACCAGGGUAAAGUCCUGCUGGAGGGCCGGCGUUUGAUCUGUGACGCCCUGGAUGCUGGGGCCAACCCGCAGAUAGUGUUCUUCAGUACGGUGGAUCGGCUCCGGGAGCUUCCUUUAGACAAGCUGAAAAGAGCCACGCUCGUCAAGGUGAAGUUUGAGGACAUCAAGAUCUGGUCUGAUCUCGUGGCCCCACAAGGGGUGAUAGCCAUAUUUUCUCGCCCGGACCCCUCACGGCUGAACUUCGCAAAUAGUGAUCAUUCAGUGCCGUUGUCCCUGAUAUGCGACAACAUCCGAGACCCUGGAAACCUGGGGACUAUAUUGCGAUGUGCUGCUGCUGCUGGCUGCCAUAAUGUCCUGCUCACUAAAGGUUGUGUUGAUGCUUGGGAGCCUAAAGUUCUGCGUGCCGCAAUGGGCGCCCAUUUCCGUCUCCCCAUCUACCCCAGCUUGAGCUGGGAUGAGGUUGAAAAUCACCUCCCUAAACCUGUGACUGUCCACGUGGCUGACAGCAGCUGUGACAUAAGCAGAGAAACGAAUGAUUCGCAGGUUUCUCACAAACCGUCCAAAGCAGGUGACUAUGGCUGGGUCAGCGCGAAGCCUAAUAACAAAAAGAUGCGCUACGAGGAGUACGGUUCUGAUUCUGACUCGGAUAAUGAAUUUGAGGGACUCUCACUUCCCAGAGUGGACACGAAGCUGUACCACGAGAGCUGGGCUCAGAGCCCCACUGCUCUGGUGGUUGGUGGAGAGACACACGGUCUGAGCGUAGAAGCGGUCCAGUUGGCUGAGAAAACGGCCGGCCACAGGCUCCUUAUUCCCAUCAUGCCUGAUGUGGACAGCUUGAAUUCAGCCAUGGCCGCCAGUAUCCUUCUGUUUGAGGGCAGGAAGCAACUGUUAAAGCUAAUGCAGACGUCUGGGAGGAAAUGGAAAUCCAAAGCUGAGCAGCAGCUUUCAUGAUGUUUGUUCUGAAUAUCAGUACGUGACUUGUGGUGUACAUGUGUGCAAAUAAUUAAAACACUGAAUUUCUGUGAUAGAAUCGUCUGAA
This is a messenger RNA of Acanthopagrus latus (yellowfin seabream), 1567 nucleotides long. It is a transcript of the gene mrm3a, whose product is annotated as mitochondrial rRNA methyltransferase 3a. The coding region runs from base 100 to 1479 and encodes 459 amino acids. Gene Ontology annotation, biological process: RNA processing. Lineage: Eukaryota; Metazoa; Chordata; Actinopteri; Spariformes; Sparidae. The record is from RefSeq and is a predicted model, not a curated record. The transcript is spliced from 4 exons. Gene Ontology annotation, molecular function: RNA binding; RNA methyltransferase activity.